GUGGGCAAGCACAACAGCAAGACGGACUGCUGGGUGGUGGUCGACGGACAGGUGCUUGACGUCACCAGCUUCCUGUCGGAGCACCCCGGUGGCGAGCUCGCUAUCCUCACCUUUGCCGGAAAGGAUGCCACGGAGGAGUUCAACAUGAUCCAUCCUCCCGACGUCAUCGGGAAGUACGCCCCGGACUCCAUCAUUGGAAAG
Symbiodinium necroappetens is the source of this 201-nucleotide messenger RNA. The record is from the annotation of a GenBank genome assembly. NCBI's taxonomy places the organism in Eukaryota, Dinophyceae, Suessiales, Symbiodiniaceae.